Molecule: messenger RNA, 615 nt
Organism: Suillus subalutaceus
Lineage: Eukaryota; Fungi; Basidiomycota; Agaricomycetes; Boletales; Suillaceae
Product: kinase-like domain-containing protein
Exons: 5
Biological process (GO): protein phosphorylation
Cellular component (GO): cytoplasm
Molecular function (GO): protein serine/threonine kinase activity; ATP binding
Source: RefSeq, a predicted model, not a curated record
UAUAAAAUGCAGAACAUGGACCGUGAGAUUCGUAUAUGGGCCCCGUUGAAGCAUCAAUAUGUAUUGCCCUUACAUGGCAUUAUAAAGCAAUUUGGCUCAUUUCCAGCAUUGGUUUCCCCCUGGAUGCCGAACGGGACUUUGAAUUCUUACCUUAAUCGUGCGCAUGAGACCCUCUCGAUGAUGGAUAGGCUUCGCCUCCUUAAACAAAUCACGGAGGGGCUCCAGUAUCUUCAUGACAACGACGUGAUACACGGUGACCUCACCAACAAUAAUAUUCUGGUUGCUGCCGAUGGAUCCCCUCGUCUUGCAGAUUUCGGUAUCUCGAAUGUCAUAGUGCAAUCCAAACCUGCCUUCGACUACCACACAGGUGCAGUACGUUGGGUCGCUCCAGAGCUCAUCGACCCCCCGGAAGAUCAACCCAUACAAUGCGCAACCAAAUCUACCGACAUAUACUCUCUCGGCGGUGUCAUGCUUCAGGUCCUAUAUGGGAAACAACCUUACUGGUGGCUGAAGAGCGCCAUAGAUGUUGUUCAUGCUAAGUUGAGACAAGCAGAGCCCAUCAAUUCCUCCAUCGAAAUCCAACCCAAUCACCUGGAUUUCAUGCGGCGGUGUUGG